Scutellospora calospora is the source of this 293-nucleotide messenger RNA. The record is from the annotation of a GenBank genome assembly. NCBI's taxonomy places the organism in Eukaryota, Fungi, Glomeromycota, Glomeromycetes, Diversisporales, Gigasporaceae.
GCUGCACAACAAAAAGCUAGCAAAUUAUAUACUAGCGUAAAUAUAGAUCAAGAAAUCAUGGAUUUUUUAAAUAAUCGUUCUCAGAACCAAAAUAACGAACAAGAUCAAAAUAAUCAAAAUAACGAGCAAAAUCAUGAACAAAAUUUCAUAGAAAAGAGGAAACCAAGAUACUUUAAAGUCGAAAAUAAUAAACAUUUAAUCAUUAAAGGAAAAACUUAUGAAUUUUCUAACAUUUAUGGAAGGGCAAUAAAAUCAUUUUGGCCAUCGGAAUUUGAAAUCAGUAUUGAUUUACC